CUUGCAUUGAUAUCUAGUGAUCGGAACUCAUGCUCGUAUUGUCGCCGUUCCAAAGCCAGUCUGUGCAAACAAAAGCAGUUGGGACGGAAAUGGGAGUUUCGGCGAUCGAACGCCGUGGGGUAAGCCCGACGGACGCGGCGCAAAAAUCGCACGUCGUGUCAUGGACAGAGGCUGUUGAGAUCACCGAGACAUGCAUGGCGCACGAUGCGUAAGACAGGCUACACGCCGUGGCUGUCUGGCCAGACAACAAAGAUCCAAUCCGCCUUAGUGCAUUGGCCGCAGAGACCUUGCUCAGUUUAUUUGCAAUCUGAUUGGUCUACCUGAUUCACCCCUUUGGUGCUUUUGUUCACAUUGGCUAAGCCCGGCCACGUCAGACCAAUCAGUGGGCAGCCUAAUGACACUGACUCAUGCGAGUGAAGGCCUUGACACCCGCGCUUGGUCGUCGUCCUAGCUGACGCUGCUAUCCACGCGGCACUUUCUCUCGGCUUGUGGUUUUUGCCGAUCGUUUUUGUAGCUGUGACAUGGGCGGUUCUUUCGGAAAAUUUACUCUCCCUACCGUAGAAGACAGGAUCAAAGCUGAUACGGCCUCUGAGCCACCUCGUGCUGAACCGGCAAAAGAAACCGCUUCUCAACUAGUCAACGGCGAUGCAAAUGCCAUGUGCAAUGUUCCACCUAUAGACGAACCGUUUGAGGAGCCCGAUUCAUGGAAGGAAAGCUCGCAUAUCCAACCCACCACAGACCCGGCUGCAAAAAGCACGCCUAAUGGUGAUCAGUCAGUGGCGAAUGGCACUCUCGGAUCAACUGACAGCGCCACUGAAACUGACCACGGUAAGAAGAAAAAUAAGAACCCCCUGGGUUGGAUCAAACGUCGUCUUUCCAAAAAGAGUAGCGAGACUAAUCCACCAACCACUGACCAAGCAGCUGUUCCGGAGGGCGUUCAGACUCCGGUACACGAAAGACCCGAAGAUAGUCUCGCUGUUCCCGACACUCAGACAUCUUCAGAUCAAACCCCAGAGAAGCAGGCCGAAAUAACCGAGGUAGCAAUCUCUCUGGUAGACGACGUUCUGUUGUCGGCUAUUACCGCACAAACAGAAGAGGCUGUCGAAAACAGUCCAAAAGCUGAAGGGACGAGCGCGGAAUCCCAGGUGCCGCCGGAGCAACCUGUGGAACAUCAGCCCUCCACGGACACAGCUCCCGAACACACACCACACCAAGAAAUCGAACCAGCAUUAUCUGAGCCACCGCCAGAGGUCCAGUCCUGUUCGUUAAACGGCGACCACAGAGAUGAUGAGGCUGUCGAUAAGUCUGUGGACAUGGAUCAUUCCUGUACAGAUAUGGAGGAGCGUCCCCGGACAACAGAAGCCCAGUCCAACGUGAAUCACCCUGACGACGAAGCGGUGACAACCAAACUAGGCGGCAUGGAAUUGACAAACGGACACCCACAUGAGCUAACAAACGUGCAUGCUGAUUUUCUUUCAUCCAAUCCGGAAACCUCGUUGUCACCCUGUCUUGAGACUACUUCAUUCUCAUUUCCUAAACCGCAAUCAACAGUUCUGGAUUGGUUGCCUCCUCGCUUGGCAAUCGUUCUUCUGGGACCUCCACCACGUAGUCUGCGUCGUUUCAUUUCCGAUUUCUCCAGCUGA
Molecule: messenger RNA, 1643 nt
Organism: Dicrocoelium dendriticum
Lineage: Eukaryota; Metazoa; Platyhelminthes; Trematoda; Plagiorchiida; Dicrocoeliidae
Source: the annotation of a GenBank genome assembly